UUGGGAUUAGUUGGCGGUACUUUCGGACUAUACGUAGCUCCUGAUCGCGAUGCAGCACAUGCCGUUGUCAGAGCUAAGCUACCACCUUACACGGGAUCCGCUAUCAUACAGAACAGACUUUGAGGAACAACUCGAAAACUUUAGCACACUAAAGCAGUCAUUUUCUUCUGCCCCUUCUCAAUAUAUAAGUAGACUAGAGGAACUUUUGUCGUUCUUAUCUCAGGCUGUAAGGUAUUAUCCUGAGCAUGUUGCCGAUUUUUCUACCAGUGUUAUUCAAACACUGUUGUCGCGUUCAUUUGGUAUGCACCCUGAAAUGCGUAUGGGCUUUUUAAGAGCGUUCAUGAGACUUCGAACUAAAAACUUGAUUCCAGCCACACAAGCAGUUGAUAUUGCAUUUAAGCUAUAUAGAUGUCGAGAUAAACAGGUUCGGAAAACAUUACGUCACUUCCUGGUAAGUGACAUAAAACGAAUGAAUAAAUGUCAAAAGCAAACAAAAGCUAAUGCUGUCAUAUUGUCGUUUCUUUCGAAGAUGAUCAAAGAUAACAGUUCAACUGUUGCUCGUGAGGCUGUUCUAAUCCUACUGUGCUUGUUUAAGAAAAAUGUUUGGAAUGAUGCGCGGACUGCCAACGUCAUUGCAGAUUCAUGUCUAAUGGGCAACAAGAAAGUCUAUGUUCCUGCUAUUCAAUUUUUCUUGGGAAAGUCGAAGGCCCUUGACGAAAUGGAGACCAGCAGUGACUCAGAAUCAGAUAAUGAAGAAAGUAAAAUAAAACAAUUACGUUUGGGACAUCGUGUUGGUGUUAAAACAAAAGGUCGACAAAAACGCCUUGAACGGUCAAUCAAACAUGUAAAUAAGGAAAAAGAACGUAAAAUCAAAAAACGUACAGAACUGACUAAUUUCCAUGCCUUAAAUAUGCUACAUGAUCCACAAACAUUUGCUGAAAAACUCUUUCGAAAAUUGGAACGAUGCUCAGAUCGCUUUGAAAUUCGUCUUUUAAUUCUUGAUCUAAUAAGCAGAUUGAUUGGAUUAAAUAAAUUAGUUCUUCUUAAUUUUUACCCAUUUAUUCAGCGUUUUCUACGUCCACAACAACGAGAGGUGACUCAUUUAUUAUUGUUCUCAGCACAGGCUAGCCAUGACCAAGUUCCACCUGAUGUAAUGGAACCCUUAAUACGAGUAAUCGCUGAUAAUUUUAUUACAGAACGUGCCUCAUCCGAAGCAAUAGCGGUUGGAUUAAACUCAGUACGUGAGAUAUGUUUACGUUGCCCGUAUGCAGUUACCAAAGAUUUAUUGUCUGAUUUAAUUCAGUAUCGAUCAUAUCGAAAUAAGAAUGUGGUCGCUGCAGCACGAUCCAUUAUACGACUUUAUCGGCAAAUAAAUCCUGAAUUAUUACCACGUAAAGAAUGCGGACGUCUAACAGAAUCACAAUUGGACGUAAUAAAAUAUGAUCUACCUCAAGAUGUUGCAAUUAAUUAUGGCCAAUGUACUACAUCUUCAACUAUUCCUGGAGCUGAAAUAGUUGUUCUGGCUUCAGAAAAAUUAAAUAAUAAAAAGAAAGAAUCCUCAGAAAAAUCUAACCAAAGUUUGGACUGUUCAGAGAAAUACUUAAAUAAUGAAAAAAAUGAUUCAUUGGAAUCGUGUUCUGAUAUCCAAGAGUUCGAGGAUGAAACAUGUUCUGACAGUGAAACAGAUGAAUCAGAUGGUGAAUGGGUAAAUUUAUCUAAUUCUUCAGAAGAUGAUGAACAAGAUAACGUCGACAUUGAAAUGGAUGAAUGUAAUGUAAAUGUUCCUUCAAAGAAAACUAAAAUAGAUCCAACUGUUCUAAAAGAAAAAGCUUUCGAAAUAGCAACAUCACGUAUAUUUACCCAAGAGGAAUUUGAAGCAAUGCGGAAAUAUCAACAAACAAAACAGAAACGUUUUGCAUCCUAUAGUUCAUUGCGAAAUAAACAUCAAAUCGAUAAUUCAGAUUCAUAUUUUAUUGUGGAUACUGAUGAUGAAGAUGGUACAAACACUGGUGUUGGUAUUCAAAAUAAAGAUGGUAGUCUAGGCAAUCUUGUUAGUAUGAGUGCAAUUACACGUCUAGUGAAGCGUCCACAUCAAACAAAAGCUGAUCGAAUGGAAUCAAUUGAAGAAGGUCGAAUUGGACGAGAAAAAUAUGGUUUUAAGGUGAAUCGAUUAAACGUCUAUGCCAGUACAACAAAUCGUGAAAAAUUAAAAAAUAAAACAUUUCAAAUGGUUAAACAUAAAAUUCGACGUAAAGCAAAACGUAGUUUUCAACAAAAACAAAUUGCUUUAAGAGAUCAUUUAAAGAAGUUGGUUAAACGUUCACGAUAAUCAAAAGGAAAAGAAAAAAGCUCUCUUGUAUAGUAAGUGAAUUCACUUAUAUUCGUUCAAUAAAUGAAAAACAUAAGUCUCUAUGGUGAAUUUCUUCAGAUUUGAUAUUGUGUUCCGUGAAAUGAUUCUCUAGUCGGGCGAACCACAACUCAGGAUCACCACGAUCAAAUUCUGGGAUUCGGACUUUCGUAGUCAUAACAGUGUCUAUCUGCACUAGUGACAAGUCUUUCAGGUUAUGGGUUUGUAUUUGGUCUGACAUGAGGUAUAUGACCAAUAUAGUAAUAUGAUAAGAACAAGGUAAAAUGAUCACUACAACCCAAGUACCUUAAGAUAAAAAAUGUGUAAAUAUACAUACCAAACUUUGGUUGAGGAUAAUCGGAUGGUCUACUUCUACGAUUAAGUUAAAAAAUAAUUAUUAUUAUCACUAUUAAAUAAAGUUAAAUUUGUGUUCAACACAGAGCUCACCAGUUUUGGCCCUGUAGGCAACUCUCGAUCUAUUGAUGUGAGAAACCAGACUAGUGGUGAAUAGGUCUUUAUUAAGAUCGUGGGACAGUCGCAGUAAAGCGGAAGGUUACCUGUUCAAACGCACACAGCUUUUCAACAUUCAAAAUAGUAUCAUAGGAAAUAUAAUGCCUAUACGAAAUAAGGAUGUGAAUGGAUACUUAAGCUUUGCCACUUUCAGCACUAGUGAAAUAUUAAUGUUUCCCAUCUUCUCUUACUGGACGUGCUACGCUGAUCUCUGCCUCCGAAUAAAUUAAGAAUCGCGCGCCUGUCGUCCGGUUUUGUAUAUCAAACAGGCGGCCAUUCGCAGGUAUUAUACUCUUUGAUGCCUUCGCCGUGGUCACUCGUGGAGACCGCUUCCCUUUUAUGCUAAAUCUAUAAGGUGGCAAACACUUUCUAGCUCUAUAACCGUACAUUCGACGAUACCAGCAUAUCAGUGGAGCUGUGAGUCUUCUGGAAGCUGAUCGGCUUCUGUCGUGCUCGCUAACUCGUGACGAUCUUUGUGACCUCCCGUUCUGUGUUAAUUCUGUGAGCCUUCGGCACAAAACAUUUACCUCAUUCUGUACAGUACUGAUUCUGUCAUCUACCGUUGCGCUAUGUAAAUGAGGGUUUGUUUGCUUGGUUAUUUCGUAUAUUCACUCGGCUAGUUUACUGUAUUGUUUAUGUCGGCGUUGGUAUCUCCAAAGACUAGGAUCUGCUGUACAUUUGAUGAGAGUCGGUGAAGCCACAGUUGAUAAGACGGCCCACUGUCUAUCUUCCUGUCUCCCAGAAGACGUUUUAGCUGCGGUUAGCUAGAAAAUAGUUUUCGAGUUUAAUAAACCAUUGCUGCGGGUCGGUUACCUUAAAAGGCGGGAUAGUAAAAUCGAGGGCUCUCACAGGCAGGGUUUGUUGUAUACUUGACACAGCAUUUUCAGAAGACAUGUUUAUAAAAGAAUUAAAUAGUACACGAAUAUAGUGUAGAUGUUAAAAAUAGAAAUGGACUGACAAAACCUAUAUACACGGAACGUCGGAUGAAUCAUCGAGUGGUAUUUAAGAGAUCAACAUUUUAGUUAGUCUGUCGUGUGAUCUGGUGUUCAUAACGGUACAAGAAAAUAUUCGAAUUGUGACUGUUCAUAUAACAUUGUCUGUCAAGUAAAAUAAUAAGAGGGCUUAACCAAUAUUAACCACAAUGUAAAUUGGUUGUAGGAUAGUUGCUAUAGGAUUAGUCAGAACAGAGUGGGAUGGAUAGUGCUGGUUGAUGAUCUGUGCUACCUGACGAGGGUGACAUACAUAAGCAAGUAUUUGUGACUAACGAUCGUCUCAAUAUUUUGUGUCACAUAAACUGUCGUUGUUUUUAUUUUAUGUGAGUUGGGAUUCGUGACAAGUCAUUUCAUGAGAUUCGUAUAAUGACUUUGGUUAACUUGCACUCUAUAUAUGUCUAGUUUUGACGAGUAGAAUGAUUGAGGCUAGUUCUUUGAACAAGGUUUCUCAAGUAAUGCAAUUGGAAUUAUAUGCUUAUGUAAGAAUAUCACAAAUUACAUUGUGAAUUAUGUUGAUUUUGACGUGUCAACUGGUAAUCAAUGUGAUAAACAAACGAAUGAUGUGUAAUACAUAUAUGGUAGGAGAAUUGAAUUUGGUUGGUGGAGUUAAUAACGAUCACAAUAAUAAUAAUAACUAUGUUAUUAGUUUUAAUCCAGAUAGUAAUGAAGAAGACGUCACAUGAACAUAAUAAGCGAUAAGAGAAGUAUUGUCAAGGUGAUUGUAUCAAGAAAAUAAAGAGGAUUAAGAAUGCUGAAUGUGUAGAUCGAGAACGGGAUAGGGCGGAUGUGAACGCUUAGAGAAUUAUGGGAUAAGUAUUAUAUGAUGCUCGAUUAAGAUAUUCCACCACACAUGCUUCAGGGAGAUGAUGCCAUCUUCAUAGCUUUGAAUCACAGGGUGUUAUUAGUCAGGCCACCACUAGAGACAUUCGAGCACUGAAUGGCCAUUGGGUUACUGUGUGUGUGACUACUCUAUAGCUCACAUUGAUGACGAUGCAUCCAGCACUACAAUGCACAAUCUUCUUUUCGGUUUCUUGUUUGAACGCUUAGCUAUUCGCAAAAUUACUACUGAUAAGCUCUGAGAUUGUUUUGCAGUCAUCACUCAAGAGACUUCCGCACUUUCAGGUGCUCGUGCAUGUCUAUUAAAAAGAACUAGACACUAUAUUUUUGGAUCACUAUUUAUUGGUGACAACUCUUGAUCAAUUCCAUUCAUCCUAUGAGACUCAUCAAUUUGGUUGAAGUUUGUAGUUAACUGUGCAGCUGCUGUGGAUUCAUUCAUCUUGAAGUAGCGUUUCCUCUGGUGUUAUCAUUAAUUACGAUAUUUCACUGGUAUGAACAAUAUGUUAGACCCAAUAGUUUUGUGAAUUUACAGAGCUGCAAAGGAAUCAGAACACGUGAAUGACCUCCAUCAGUAUUCUUAAUUGCACUGGGGCAAUUGAAAUUUCAUGUACUAACCUUCCCACAAAACGUGGAACAGAACAGUGUAUAAAUGCAUGAAUAAUCCGAUCGUUCACUGUAGCGGAAACAUCUGUGACACUGUAUAUAUAGCUCAAGGGUGAAAUAUUGGUGGUGUUGUUAAUUUCCACUCAGAUCUAUUCAAAUAAGCUGUUGAGAACACUGUUUCCAAAUUAUUAUCUGUGAAGUACUCCAGGCAGUAUAUUAAACAAUCAACUUCAUGUUUAUCUUCUCUGUCAGAGAGAUGGAGAAAGUAGGCUAGAAUAUAUACAACUGUAAAUCCAAAACCGAGGAAAAGCACUAUGAGUUAGUGAAAAGUACUAAGAAUGGUCUCUCUGACGAGACUGUAGUUCUUAGUGGCGAAACUCUAUUUCGAGGUGAGUGUGCAACGGCAUUUAGUAAGUUUAAGAAUGCAGUAAUCCUAGGCAAACCAGCUAAUGACGUACGUAUCGAUAAUGUUCAAUUUAGUGUCUACCAGACCUAGUGGAGUGUUGUAAACUCUUGUAUAACUACUGCAAGUUUUUAUUGAAUGAAAACAAUCGCAUAAGCAUUACUGAUGUGUGGGCGAGAAUGACAAUGAUUGGUUGUUUUGCUGGGUCAGAUAUUAGAUAGGAUGACAGGUGUUAUGU
Messenger RNA from Schistosoma rodhaini, 5930 nucleotides. NCBI's taxonomy places the organism in Eukaryota, Metazoa, Platyhelminthes, Trematoda, Strigeidida, Schistosomatidae. The record is from the annotation of a GenBank genome assembly.